GUUCCCUUCUCCCUAAUAAGUAGUCCAUCUCCCGCUUUCUUUCCCCCUCAUCCCUACGCACUCUCUCUCUCAUCUCAUUUUGCUUUUGUGGUAUUAGCUUUAGAGAAAAUGGCUAUUGUGAGUGUGGUCUGCAUUGCCUCCCUUAUCUCACUUUUCUCACUAGCCCAAGCUAGACUCCCUGGUGUUUACACCGGCGGCUCAUGGGAAACCGCUCACGCCACUUUCUACGGCGGCAGCGACGCCUCCGGCACCAUGGGUGGAGCAUGUGGGUAUGGUAAUCUCUACAGCCAAGGCUACGGCGUGAACACGGCGGCUCUAAGCACAGCGCUUUUCAACAACGGCCUGAGCUGCGGUGCUUGCUUUGAACUCAAGUGCGCCAACGACCCCACCUGGUGCCACUCAGGCAGCCCAUCGAUUCUCGUCACCGCCACCAACUUCUGCCCACCAAAUUACGCACUCCCCAACGACGAUGGCGGGUGGUGCAACCCUCCUCGGCCCCAUUUCGACCUCGCCAUGCCAAUGUUCCUCAAGAUCGCCGAGUACCGCGCCGGCAUUGUUCCAGUUGCUUUCCGCCGGGUGCCAUGCCGGAAACAAGGAGGAAUAAGGUUCACGAUCAAUGGUUUCCGUUACUUCAACCUGGUGUUGGUCAGCAAUGUCGCGGGUGCAGGUGAUAUAGUGAGGGUGAGCGUGAAGGGGACUCGAACCCAAUGGAUGAGUAUGAGCCGGAAUUGGGGACAGAACUGGCAAUCCAACGCCGUGUUGGUGGGCCAGUCCCUCUCCUUCCGUGUCACCGCCAGCGACCGCCGCUCCUCCACCUCCUGGAACAUUGUUCCUGCCAAUUGGCAAUUCGGUCAAACCUUCUCCGGCAAGAACUUCAGAGUCUGAAUUAUUAACAAUUCAACGAAAACAAAAAGCGGGAUUUUAAAUUUCCCGCUUUAACUGGUUUUCAUUUUCACCCUUUUGGCGCCAAAUUUUGAGGUUCUUUUGUUUUUUUUUUUAAUUUAUUUAUUACUGUAAU
Molecule: messenger RNA, 1018 nt
Organism: Camellia sinensis
Lineage: Eukaryota; Viridiplantae; Streptophyta; Magnoliopsida; Ericales; Theaceae
Product: expansin-A6
Biological process (GO): plant-type cell wall organization
Cellular component (GO): extracellular region
Source: RefSeq, a predicted model, not a curated record